AAGAAAUAAAGCUUCUAAGUAGUACUAGUACGUGAGCUUCUCUAUCACUAGUGGAUGUGUGCGUGUGUUCACUGAUUCAACUACAUAUAUGUGCAGCAGCUGCAUCUUCUCUCUUUGCUGCUCUCCAAUUCUCUUCGCUUGAUCCUUUGAAGCUAGAUACCUAACAGUAACUACACUGCACAGGGCAGCCAUGGCGCCGGCCUCCAAGGCUGCUCCGCUACUGAUGACCCACUCCGCCCACCCAGGGCACGUACUCAAGCUUUUUGCCGGCAGCUCUCCGUUCCAGUGCGAUGGCUGCAGGCAGUACAGCGACGACGAGCGCUGGUACCGGUGCGAGCCAUGCGACUACGACCUUCAUGUAUGCUGCGCGCUCCUCAGGACCUACCUCACGCAUCCUCUCUUUCCGGGCCGCAUUUUCACCUUCCUCCACAGGCCUCCCAGCGCCCCGGGUUACAGCUGCAGAUUCUGCGACGGCUGCGGAGACUUGGUGCUCGGCUUCGUGUACCACAACGCCGAGCGCCAGCUCGACCUCCACCCGCAGUGUGCCUCCCUUCCCACGGUCCUCGCCGGGGAGGAACGCGUGCCAAUCCUCUCGGAGGAGGCGCCUGUCCGCGGUAACUGCGGGCUGUGCGGGCAGGGGAAGAACGGGCGCCGUGGCAGGUUCUGGUGCUACCGCUUCAACUACGCCGACGGGGAGCCUGCGUACGUGCAUGUGGCGUGCUUAAUGGAACUCCGGGAUCAGGGGACGCUGCAGAGCGCGCCCAGCAGGAGGUCUGGCAGGUUCUUGCGUUUCUGCAAGAUUGCCUUGACCGUCGCCAGGGUGGCACACGCGGUCACCACUAUGGACCCGGUAGGGUUUGUCACCGCAGUUGCCGGCCACCCAUGAACGUCUCGGCUACAAAAUCACUUGAAGCUACCACGUACUUUGUCUCGCCGUUUGGUAUGUGUGUUGUUUAUUCCUGGUGGUGCUUGUAUAUCUCCCGAGUGUUUACUUUCCUUUCUCUAUUGUCUAUGCGCCGUCUAUCUGCCUGGUUUAGAGGGGAUCAUCUCUUGUUGGUGUAUAUGGAAUAAAACAUAUGUCUGUGCAUGUGAGGUGCUGAUGUGAUGUGAGAGACCGCAGAACAAUGGAGCUGCAUGCAUGC
Molecule: messenger RNA, 1142 nt
Organism: Triticum urartu
Lineage: Eukaryota; Viridiplantae; Streptophyta; Magnoliopsida; Poales; Poaceae
Source: RefSeq, a predicted model, not a curated record